Molecule: messenger RNA, 2016 nt
Organism: Trichoderma gamsii
Lineage: Eukaryota; Fungi; Ascomycota; Sordariomycetes; Hypocreales; Hypocreaceae
Exons: 1
Coding region: 1-2016 (671 amino acids)
Biological process (GO): proteolysis
Molecular function (GO): cysteine-type endopeptidase activity
Source: RefSeq, a predicted model, not a curated record
AUGUCAGAGAUAUCCAAGAGAUAUGCCCUUCUAGUAGGGAUCGACCUUUAUCUCAAUGACGGGUCAAGGGGGUUUUCCAGCCACCGGCGGCUAUCACUGCACAAUCUCCGUGGCUGCGUUAAUGACAUAGAUGCUAUUAAUAAGUUCCUUCAACAUGAGUAUCAGUUCCAAGAUAUUACCAUCCUCACUUCGUCAUUUCCCAGCCACGACAACGAAGACUGCGCCAAUAUGCGUCCGAUUGAGUCACCGGAACACUUACCAACUUUUGCCAACAUAAAAGCCAAGUUCGAUGCCAUUUAUGAACACGCCGUUGCAGGCGACUUCUUUUUUUUCCACUACUCUGGACACGGAGCACGACUUGAGAGACAAAAGAACUCCCCCAUGAGAAACACGCUCUUUGACCCUUCUCUGAUCACUGUGGACUUUUGCUGUGGUCAACCGGCAGUCCGUGGAUGGCAGCUCAAUCAGUGGUUGAGGCGGCUUAACGAAAAAGGAGUCCAGGUGGUCAUCACCCUCGAUAGCUGCUACUCUGGAGGUUCUUGGAGAUCGACUGGUGAUUACACGUCUUUUCGUACUCCAAUCGACUGGUCUCUGGUGCCAAACCUACCUGUUGAUGACCAAGCAGCAGAAACUUUCAACGAGACGACGGAGCGUGCCAGUCGUGACGCAAAGCUAGAAACGUCUUGGUCUAUCAACCCUGAGAGUUUCACGGUCAUGACGGCUUGCGGGAUCAAAGACAGGGCAGCAGAAAGAAUUGUCGACGGCAAGAUACACGGGGCUUUCACGUGGGAAUUGUUGGACUAUUUGAAGAACACUGGUGGCAAAGGAGCAGCAGGAGGGGGAAACAACUUGACCUAUCGCACGAUAAUGGAUCAGCUGAACAUGCGACUCAAGGGCCAGAACCAGUAUCCGCAAGUGUAUGGCCGUGACAGAUUGCUCUUUUUUAGAAGCUCUGAGCCUUUCAGUGCCGCUGUUCUCACUGUACAGCUGCAGGACAAUAACGUCGUUAUCCCAGCCGGCAGAGCCCAUGGAGUUAAUGUAGGGUCUGAGUUUGUGCUGUUUUCGGAAAUGCCGAACCAUACCUUGUCUGUAGACGAGGUCGAUGAGUUUUGGUCCAGUGUGGCGAUAUCCGACAGACUUUUGCCCCUACUGGAACAGCACCACUAUACUGUCAUUUUGUCUCGGUGGAAUCUUGGUGAGGAGACGCUUCAAGUGUACGUCGAUCCCGCGUUUGGCUCCGAUUUCCGAAACUAUUUGCAAACGCAGCUCCAAGACUGGAUUAGCAGCCCGAUAGAGGUUCUUGAGUCAGUCGAGAACCGCAACGACGUGCUUAGACUGGAGAGAUUGGGGGAUGGUGAGGUCAAGAUCCGUGGCCCUGCGUGGCUAACCGGAUCUGAUGAUCCAGUACGACCGUUGGAACUCAGAAAUGACAACAUGAACAGCAUUGGCGUUGAAGCAGCCGUCGCUCUCGCGCACCUCGCCCGGUUUCAACAGAUCCUCCUUCUCGGGAGCCAGAGAUCGCGCGAUCCACUGCCAUUCAACGUGCGCAUCAAGUCGGUGACAGGUGUUCCAAUAAGCACGCGAUUCCCCCUUAACCAGAAGUUUAGAUACACGUUUGAGAACAAAAGUAACGAGGAGCUGCACGUCACUAUCGUGGUUUUUAGUCCCGAAUUCAGCAUCGAACAGCUAUAUCCCCCGAGAGACAGUCCGCAGAGCAUAGGCCGUGGUCAAAAGAAGAGUUUCAAUUUUUCCAUGGCACUUCCCAGCGGACCUGAGUGGACCCAAAAAAUCAUCUGUCGCACGCAUCGUCAAGACAUUGUUCGUACGUUAGUUACCAGAGGAAAGCGUGUCUCCUGGAAGAGCCUGGAACUGCCGAAUAUCUGGGACGCUGGUCAGACUGAGCUGUGCAGAAAGCCGUCUUUUCUACGCGGAGACCCUCUCGGAUCUGAGCCUGCUGCUAUUGAAUGGUGGGCAUACGACGAACAGAUCAUCACUGGUUCAGCUGAAAGCACGUAG